This is a messenger RNA of Alternaria atra, 1611 nucleotides long. RefSeq lists its product as uncharacterized. Gene Ontology annotation, cellular component: membrane. The coding region runs from base 1 to 1611 and encodes 536 amino acids. The transcript has a single exon. Gene Ontology annotation, biological process: transmembrane transport. The record is from RefSeq and is a predicted model, not a curated record. Gene Ontology annotation, molecular function: transmembrane transporter activity. NCBI's taxonomy places the organism in Eukaryota, Fungi, Ascomycota, Dothideomycetes, Pleosporales, Pleosporaceae.
AUGGCCAAUACGCAGGAUACUAGGCCUACUUCUGCUCCUGAAGAGACGACACCACUUCUGCCUCGCGAUGAGCCAAAGGAAAGAGAAGGAAAGCAAAGCGUUUCGGUGCUAUUCCGCGCUUUAUUAUGCGCAUUCCUUGUCUCGAUAACAUUCAGCAUCACCCAAGCUCCAAUGUUGUACGCUUUCCGAAUCUUGACGUGCGACGCGUAUUACGAACAUCAUGAACCGGAUCCGAACGCCACCGAUAUAUGCGCCAGACGGGAGAUCGAAGCUGGAUCGGCUCGAGCUUUUGCCCUGCUUGCAUCAUCAACAACAAUAUUUGGCCUCGUCAACUUACUGGUAGCUGGAUGGACCAUCAAGCGCCUGGGUGUAAAGUUGGCUUUACUUAUUCAGAUCUUUUGGCCAGCUGUUCGUGUGCUCAUUCAAAACAUCGGUAUCAUGCAUGGCGGCAAAGUUGGUAUCAUGAUUGUGCAAUGCUCGCAAAUAAUCACAGUAGUCGGUGGACCAAACGGAUACGUCUUGUGUCUUAAUUCUCUGGUAGCUGAUGUAGUCGAGCAUCAAGCACGAACAGGUGCAUUGGGCCGACUGCAGGGCUGCAUGUAUUUCGGAAGUGCCAUCGGUUUUCUGAUUGGAGGUAUUGUCGGCGACUACUUUGGCAUACUUGCGCCCUUCCGUAUGACCUCGGCGCUAUUCCUACUUUGCUGUGUGUACGUUGCAGUUUCGUUACCUGCUAUGGCGCCACCUAACGAGGAUGAGGAUGCGAAACCUCGCAAGAGUACUGGCAUUGCGCGAUUCUUUGGCCCACUGCGCAUCUUUGCACCACAGAAAUGGGCACUACAGACUGGAACUACGCACAUGCAGUUUGGAGCCCUCACUCUUGGUAUUGGAGUUUUCCUGGGAAUCCUUGCGACUGGUUACAUCCCCAUAUUACUCCAAAUGUACGCAACGGCUGAGUUUAACUUUGGCACCAAAGAGAAUGGAGCAUUGAUUUUCUUGUACUCGUCCCUUCGAGGCGGCUUCCUUUCGCUGGUUUUCCCUCGCAUCGUUGCUGCUGGGCGAAAGUGGCUUGGGGACGGCGAGAAGAUGAAUUCGGAAGAAGAAGAGAGAGAGCCGCCAGUACAUGUUCAUAUCAUACCACCAACACCUGCAGUAACGGAGACUGUCGACCCUCUGGAAAAUGAAGAGCCGGCGAACCCGGAGCCGACGAACGAGCAAGAGACGUAUGCAUUUGAUCUGUUUUAUGCGCGCUUCAGUCUUUUGCUCGAUGGUAUACUUACAGGGUUCGCCGUGUUUGUAUCAAAAGGUUGGCAAAUGUACGUCGUCGCUGCACUGCUACCGUUUGCCGCAGGUACAGGUGCUGCCUCUAAAGGCUCGAUCCUCCAGAUGCUACCGAACAGCGAGCGCGUGGAUGCGCUGAGCGGCAUCACACUCGUGGAGAACAUUGCACGUCUAUCGACUACAGCAGUCUUCGGACUAGCUUUCGCUGCACUUGCCGAAGUUGGUCAAAGUCAUCUAACUUUCGUAUGUAAUGCAGCCGUCGCAUUGCUUGGCUUCGUCGUGUUGCUUCUCUCUCGCUUUCCGCCAAAAGGUAGUCGUCGCAUUGAGGGUUGA